AUGUUCCCAAUGAGGGUAAUUGUGGAAACUGUUCGUUCUCAACACUGCUUAACAUGCUCUCACGAAGGACACAUGAUCACUGACACCUAUGCCAUUGUUGCGGGCACCACGACACUCAAUCAGUUGGUGGAUACUGUUCUAGCAGCUCUUGGUCAUUCUAGCAUGGCAAACAGUGCGCGAGGUCUCAUUCAAGUCAACAAUUGGAAACCUCUGCCGUUCGAUCAGAUCACCGAGAAUCUAGAUGAAACAGUAGAGAAUUUAUUUAAGGACAUAUCCUCACAUGUGGUGCUAAAAAUCUUGUCUAAACCAACGACGGAUUCAAAUGCGGUACAAUGUAUAAGUGAGGUUAAGAAUAAACUAUUGAAAGCAGCGGUGAACAAAACUCCCAAUGUACUGACAAAUGUGGAAAAUCAGCAGGUUAAAGAUGUAAUUAAUACUAUCAUUUCUGGAGAUGAGACCCUUCUGAAUUCCGAACAACUUGGCGCCGUCAACGAGUGGCUUGAUACCCUGGACACAGCCGAAGAUCGUCGCAGCCCAACCCAAGUGCAACGAUUCAACACCCUCUUCGAAAUCCCACGACUUGAGAAAUGGUUCAAACAGGACGCAAAUCCAUCGAAACAAAAAAUGAAUAACUAUUUGAGCCAGCUGAAUCAAAGUCCAUUCCGCAGAAACAACUCUAAAAUUAGCUACCAACAAAUGUGCAACUGGUUCUCUCAAAAACGGUCAAGCAACCGAAGCGCCGCUCCAACUGACCCCGUUCAAGUAACACCUGCUCAAACAACCGCCUCUCAACUUUUGCCUGGACUCCAGCUGAACCUUCUCCAGUCACUUUUUGGAGUUGGAGUUGAGCCAAGACCAAAAUUCGACUUCUCUCUGAUGAAUGAGAAACUGGAUGAUAACAGAAUUCUGGGAGGAUCCGAUUCUCCAUCCCCAGCUGACGACGAGAUUCAUAGCAACUCUGACGAGACUAUCCAAGAUAAUAUGUUUGUUAUGAACAUCAAGCCAGAGCCAGAAACAGAGUCAACUGCUUCUUCCCCAGACAUGUCCAACUCUAUGCGCGAAUCUUUGUCUUCCACCUCACCAAAGUUGAUCAGCGGACUGGACCUCGGAUCAUUCAGCAACCAUUCAUCCUCCACAAACUCGAUGCCAAACGUCAACUCAUCAGUUUUUUCAGCGGCUCGCUCUCGUCUCAUGUUCGACCCACUCACCGAACUGCCAGUCCUUGAGAAAUGGUUCGAAGAGAACCCACACCCAACCUGGAUGCAAAUCGAUCAGUAUACCCAAUGUCUCAACAAUUGUGCCUACCGGGAAAACUACCCGCAUAUCAGUCAACACAACGUGAAGAUUUGGUUCAAGAACAGACGCGCCAAGUGCAAGAGACUUUUGAAUGGGAUGCAGGAAAAGAUGGAACAAAAACUAUUCGUGUGA
Molecule: messenger RNA, 1428 nt
Organism: Caenorhabditis remanei
Lineage: Eukaryota; Metazoa; Nematoda; Chromadorea; Rhabditida; Rhabditidae
Exons: 8
Coding region: 1-1428 (475 amino acids)
Biological process (GO): chromatin remodeling; regulation of transcription by RNA polymerase II
Molecular function (GO): DNA-binding transcription factor activity, RNA polymerase II-specific; RNA polymerase II cis-regulatory region sequence-specific DNA binding
Source: RefSeq, a predicted model, not a curated record